Peromyscus maniculatus bairdii (prairie deer mouse) is the source of this 7687-nucleotide messenger RNA. NCBI's taxonomy places the organism in Eukaryota, Metazoa, Chordata, Mammalia, Rodentia, Cricetidae. The record is from RefSeq and is a predicted model, not a curated record.
CUGAUGAUAAGAAUGUUGGGAACAGGGCCGAUGAUGGAGGCCUGGCCUGUGAAGUUUCAGAGGAAAGCAAAUUUGGCUUUUUGGUGUCUGGUCAGCUGGAACUAAAUAAUCGUCUGUGAUUACGAGGAGACCAGCACCACUGAGGUCUUGCUCAUCCCUUCAAGUUCUGGACUCAGAGUUUGUUACAAGCUGCUACUUUUACUGUGGUUCCAUUCUGGCCCUGACUGCAACAGCCCUUGAGGAAAAAAAAGAAUUGUUGAGACUAUAGCAUGAGACUUCAAGCAGUUGCUGCAAUACUGGAAAAAUAAAGGAUCCUGCCAGAUUGGUUCUUCUGUCUGUAGCAAUGUUAGCCUCAAGAAAGAGGAUGGCCAAUUCUUCACGCUCCCAAGUUCUUCUCAUGUGGAAGCCAGACAGGGUUCAAAACGGCCCCCGCGGUGCUGAGAAGCAAACACUCACUUCAAGUCUCUUUCGUGACACUGAGACCUGUCGACAGAAUUUUAGGAAUUUUCCAUACCCAGAUGUGGCAGGUCCUCGGAGAGCAUUGAGUCAGCUCCGUGAGCUCUGCCUUAAGUGGCUGAGACCUGAGGUUCACUCCAAGGAACAGAUCCUGGAGUUGCUGGUGCUGGAGCAAUUCCUGACCAUCCUGCCUGGGGAGGUUAGGGCUUGGGUCAAGUCUCAGUACCCAGAGAACAGCGAGGAAGUGGUGACGCUGGUGGAGGAUUUGACUGAGAUUCUGCAAGAGGAAGCUCCUCAGAAUUCUGCCCUCCCCCAAGAAAUCCCAGAGGAAGACCCCAAACAUGCUUUCCAGGCAGGGUGGCUCAAUGACUUGGUGACCAAAGAAUCGGUGACAUUCACAGAUGUGGCCGUGGAUAUCACCCAAGAGGACUGGGAACUGAUGCGCCCCGUUCAGAAGGAACUGUAUAAGACUGUGACUUUACAGAACUAUUGGAACAUGGUUUCUCUAGGACUGACCGUCUACAGGCCAACUGUGAUUCCCAUCUUAGAAGAGCCAUGGAUGGUGAUAAAAGAAAUUGUAGAAGGCCCUAGCCCAGAAUCGGAAACAAAAGCUGAAGCACAUAUUCCAUUAAAGGAUCUUCCGACAUUCAAACAGGAUGGAACCCAGACCGUCAAGCAGGAUGGAACCCAGACCGUCAAAUUGGAAGAAGCCGAUGACUGUGAUGACUGUGAUGACGGAUUAGAGAGGCAGCCAAUGUAUGACUUCAUGAAGAUUCCGAUGGAUGAAAGAGACUUCAGUUUGAAGUCAGAGAUUUCACAAGAAGACCUUCCAGAAGAAUAUCUUAGUAAAUACGAUAUAUAUAGAAAUGAUUUUGAAAAGCACACAAACCUAAUUGUACAGUUUGAUACCCAAUCAGAUAAUAAAACUUCUCUAUAUAAUGAAAGCAAGCCAACAUUCAAUAAUGUCUCAUCUGGUGUCGUACAUGGGAAAAUACUUCCUGGAGAUAAGCCUUAUUCGUGUAAUGUCUGUGGAAAAAAAUUUAGGAAAUACCCGUCACUCCUGGCACACCGAAAUAGCCAUGCCAAAGAGAAAUCUUAUGAAUGUGAAGAAUGUGGGAAAGAGUUUAAGCAUAUCUCGUCCCUCAUUGCACAUCAAAGAAUGCACACUGGAGAAAAACCAUAUGAAUGUCACCUGUGUGGGAAAGCCUUCAGCCAGCGUGCACACCUUACCAUCCAUCAGAGAAUCCACACUGGAGAAAAACCCUACAAGUGUGAGGAUUGUGGGAAAGACUUUAGUCAGCGUGCACAUCUUACUAUACAUCAAAGGACACAUACUGGUGAGAAACCAUACAAAUGUUUGGAAUGCAGUAAAACCUUUAGCCAUAGUUCAUCAUUGAUUAAUCAUCAGAGAGUUCAUACUGGAGAAAAACCUUAUAUAUGCAAUGAAUGUGGGAAGACUUUCAGUCAGAGCACACACCUUCUCCAACAUCAAAAAAUUCAUACUGGGAAAAAACCAUAUAAGUGCAAUGAGUGUUGGAAGGUGUUCAGUCAGAGCACUUACCUUAUUCGACAUCAGAGAAUUCAUUCUGGAGAGAAGUGCUAUAAAUGCAACGAGUGUGGGAAGGCCUUUGCUCAUUCAUCAACUCUUAUACAACACCAAACUACUCACACCGGAGAGAAAGCCUAUAUAUGUAACGUGUGUGGGAAAGCCUUCAGCCAGAGUGCAAACCUGACCCAGCAUCAUAGAACACAUACUGGAGAGAAACCAUAUAAAUGUAGUGUGUGUGGGAAGGCCUUCAGCCAGAGUGUGCACCUUACUCAACACCAGAGGAUUCACAACGGAGAAAAGCCCUUUAAAUGUAAUGUAUGUGGGAAAGCAUAUAGACAAGGUGCAAAUCUUACUCAACAUCAAAGGAUUCAUACUGGAGAGAAACCCUAUAAAUGUAAUCAGUGUGGGAAAGCUUUUAUUUACUCUUCAUCACUUAAUCAGCAUCGAAGAACUCAUACUGGAGAGAGACCCUAUAAAUGUAAUCAGUGUAACAAAGAUUUUAGUCAGAGAACAUGCCUUAUUCAACACCAGAGGAUUCACACAGGAGAGAAGCCCUAUGCAUGCCGGCUGUGUGGGAAGUCCUUCACCCAGAGUACCAAUCUUAUUCAGCAUCAGCGUGUUCAUACAGGUGCCAGACAUCGCAACAGGUGCCAGACACCGCAGUUGAUGGACAUGACUUUGUUUAAGCUUCAUAACUUGAUUGCCUAAAUUUCAUUUCAUGUGCUGUGUCAGAAUAUUCAAAAAAUCUGAAAAAGUGCAAUAUGCUAGAUAUCACAGUAUCAGAAGUACCAGAAUUAGUAAAAUGGCUUGUCCAUUUAGAUUCUAGUGUGAAACUUAAAGUUCUAUCCACUGCUUAGGUUUCAUCUCAUAUCACUUGAAUUCAUUCCAGAAAGAAAUACUAUGAAAGGAUAUUUUGAAACCUGUGACUCAUCACCUCUUAGUAUUUUUCAAGUAUGUUUUAUUGAGGCCUUAUGACUCUAACUUGGGCAAGUGUCCAUCAAGUAGAUCUCCCACUAGAGAGUAAUAUUGACAUCAGAAAGAAGAUAGAUGCUUUGGGGAUGCUUCAUCCUAGCUUUGAAGCCUUAAAAUAAGUAAAAGGUCCUCCUCAGCUUUUGCUUCCUCUUUUCCCAUUGUAAUCUCCAUGUGAAGCCAGUGAGCUUGAGGAGGAGACCUGAAAAGAUCUUAAGAGAUUUCUAUGUGACCACACUUCCUCCAGGAAGAGACGGCAAUCUGAGAAGAUAGAGGAUCAGGUUAUACAAAACCCUAGACAUGAACAAACUCAGACACAGAUUAAACACCCCAAGCUUAAAGUCAUUAGUACAACGGUAUUUUUAGUUUCACUGGUUUUGACAUCCAGUGUUACCCUGAAGAAAAAAAAGACAGGCUAACCGUUCCCAUUUUUUUUUCCGGGUAGCUUUUAAUUUGAUAAGUGUGCCCAUGGCUCUUACUGUAGCAAAGUCAUUGCUUUCUAUGAAACCCAUUUCCUGAGAGCCUACUGUGCUCAGAAUGCAGACUUCUGAUUGAACCCUUUCAGUUAACGAAGAUCUUUAGAGUAAAGAAAAGGUGAGGACAUGCUCUUAACUCCUUUGCCAUGGAACAAGCAUAAUCCUACCUAAAUGAGUGGCCAAAUACUACCCUAUAGGCCAGGUUAAGUGAGCAGUGAACAUAGCUAUAUAAAUAACGUGAGAAUAAGUAAGAGACAAGGUUCGAGUCCAGAGCAGGGUGGAAAGGAGUGAGGAAGGUGGGUAUGCAAGUAGCUGGUGUGACAUGAAAUAUAACUGGGACCCCUCUACCUAAGGAAAAAAUAGCGGUAAAAGAAAAAAUAGGCUAUUUAUAAGAAGAUAAAAAGGAAGUUAUUUUCAGGAAUAAUUAGAAGCCUAAUACUCUUUCACACAUAGAAGUAAAAUAGAAACUACACUUAAUGUGUUAAGAAAAUGUUUCAUUGGAAAAAAGCCUUGGUGCAGAAACUAUCAGUAAUCAGUAAACAAGAGCUGAGUUCAUGGGUCUUCAACAGCAUAGAAGAAAGGUUGGCAGGCGUCCAUUUUUAACUGCUGCUGUAUUUACUAUCCAUAGCACCACACUCCCAGAAUAUAAAGCAGAGCUUCACUCUGCUCAUUCCUGCUUCUCCGGGGCCUUGCAUAUGAUCAACAUAUGUUGGCCGAGUUGAUGAGUAAAUUGUGUGAAUUAGAGUUGAGUGCUAAGGUAGAAUCUUCUCACGCGUGGAGAGAAAAUGUGUGGAACUGAAAAUAACUUUGUGUCCAUGUAUCACAUGUUUAACAAAUACCAUUUACCGUGUAACAACAGCUUAAGAAUGGAGAAUCAGAAGUAGCGGGACAUCAUUGCCCAAUGAAAGUUCCCAUAACUAAAUGAGAAGAAACAAAUUCUGGUGCCAUAAAUACCUAAGUUUAUAUUGACAAUACAGCAUCACUAGACACCACAAGGAGGGCUGAAGAAAAGGGUGAGAUGCUGGCAUCCUGAGGUUAUCUUUAUGGGAAUGUUUCUUGUUUGUUUUGGUUUUGAUUUUUUUGUUGUUGUUUGGUUGGUUGGUUUAUUGAAACAGGGUUUCACUGUGUAGCCCUGGCUGUCCUGGAACUCACUCUGUAGACCAGGCUGCCUCUGCCUCCCUAGAGCUGGGAUUAAAGGCCUGCGCCACUGCCACCACCCAGCAGUGUUUUCUUAAUGAAAUUGUCACUUUCUCUUGACAUUAAUUACCCUUGACUUCAUACUAGUCACAAAAUUCUGGUUAAAAUACUUAGAUUCUUCUCAUUCCUCAGUUAUGUUAAAAAUAGCGACUGUAUUUACUAGAUGGUUUUUGAUGUUGCUUCAUGCCUUGCAUAAUGCUUCUUUCUGCUGGGGUGAGUGUGGUGUGGUCCAGGCCAUAGGGCAGUGUUUUGUGUUUCCUGCCUUUGUGUGUUUUAUGUAAAUAAUAUAAAGUCUUCCACUGGGACACAGACGCAAGUAAGGCUCCUAUAAAAAAAUAGAAUAAUAGUACAUAAUCCUGUCUUUGUGUGUUUUUCCUCAUUUUAAAGUUGUCUGGCCCCUGAGUAACUCAACAGAUUUUAACAAGCAUUUCCUACAACUUUUUAUUAGGAACAUUGCUAAAUAUGUUUUAAAAAGUUUAAAAAUCAUAAAAUCAACUGUCCCCACCACCACCAUAUUUUAAAGUUAAUAUUUUGCCAGAUUGAAAAGUAUCUUAAAGACAUUUCACCUCCAAAUACAUCUCAUAAAAAUAAGUCAUUCACAUAACUAUAUUACCUCAAAGAAAAUGGGCAGCCCUUUCCAACAUCUGAACACCUAACCCAUUUUCUGGUUUCCUGGUUGAGCCAGGGAGUUUCUUCAUACGCUUUAUUGGAUCUGCUUCCUCUAGAACAGUCCCUCUCGUUUUUUUUUUCAGGAUGUGUUGAUCAUCACAUUCGGGAUUUAGUUUAUACAUGGUUUGUGUGUGGUGUCAUGUCUAUCCUGAAGCUUCUGUAUAUUAGAAGUUGAGGCCAAAGGCUUAGCUGAGCUCAGGUUAACCAUCUUUAACCAUAGCAUUUCACAGUUUCAUUGCCAAAACUCACUGUCAGGCCAACACGCUGUUGGUGAUGUGACACUUGGCUGUUGAGGUGGUACCCACCAGAUUGUCCCAAUGUCAUUCUUCCUGUUGUGGUUAACCAUCUGUGGGCUGACACUUGGGCAGUGUGGCUGUCCUCUUAACCAACAAGUUUGUACCUAGUCAUAUCGUUACCUAACAGUAAUCUUUGCCUGGGUCAAUCAUUAAGGUCUGCAAAACAUAGUUUUCUCUCGCUCUUUUCACAUUUGGUGAGCAGUAUUCCGUAAGGAAGAAUGUUCCUGCAUUAGCUGAUGCAUUAGAAGCAAGAUCAUGCUUAGCUCUUUUCCACUGAUUAGCCAGCCAAUUUAGGAGUUUUUUGUGUUAUCUACAGUGAUGACAGAUGAGUCAGUGUGUUAGUCAGUCACAGUUUCUGUCACCCCAUCUGGAAUUGUCUCUAGUCUCUGGGUACUUUAUUGCCUUCUAACACAAGGUGUCUCAAGUUCAUCCUUCAUUUCCAUUGCCCAAAACCUGGAUGGAAACAGCUCUCCUGAAACUCCUGGCUCCUUUUUAUAAUGAGCUAUUUAGAAACAAAAUCUGGGCACUCACACUCAGUGAAACUGGAGUGCCAUUAGCAAGUGUUCCCAACCGAACUUAUAAAGAGGAAAUCCUCUCUCCACUCAUUUUGCCAGUUACACACCUAAGUAUUUAUUGAGGAAUACACUUACAAAUUGGGUAACUCGGGAGCAAACCACCAGGUCUCAUCAAGCAUCCAAGUAAAUGGAACAAGCAUGUGCACUGAAAGGAACAGUUAGGACCACAAAAGGUCUGGUACAAGCUCAUCAGCCAUUUGUUUGAGGGAAUGGAGCUCUUCAGUUAAUCUGGCUGUGGGUUAAGUGUAGGGCAGUUAUGAAAGCAAGCAGGUAUAUGGUAACUGCCACACUGUGACUAGUACAUCUCAAUAGCUGUAUAAGCUGGUAACACCUUCCAUCACUUUCAUCUGUGGUGCUGGUUUGAACCCAGGACCUCACAGGUUAAGCUAAUGUUCCACUACAAAGCUACACCACCACAUCCCUACCAUAUUUCUUUGUGUGUGGGUGUGAGUAUGAUGUAUGUAUAUGUAUGUGAUGCACUUAUGUGUAUGUUCAUAUGUGCAUGUGGGUGUGUAGGCCAAAGACAGUGUUGGUUGUUCUCAAUCAUUCACCUUAUUUUUUUAUUUACUUUUUUUUUAAAUUUUAUGUGUAUGGGUGUUUUGCUUGCAUGUACGUCUGUGCUCCAUGUGCAUGCAGCCCUUGCAGCAGCUAGAAGUCGGUAUAAGAUUCCCCUGGACUGGAGCUAUAGAUGGUUGUCAGCCACUAUGUAGGUUCUGGGAAUCGAACCCUGGUCCUCUAGUAGAGCAGCCAGUGCUCUUAGCCAUCAAACCUUCUCUACAGCCCUCUACCUUAUUUUGGGGGAUUGGGUCUUUUCACUGAAGAUUCACUCACAGAUUCCACCUGCCUGGCUGAAUAGCAAGCCCCAUAUUCACCUGUCUCUGACUCCUGCACACUAGGGUUACAGACAGAUGCCAGCACAUCUGGCUUUUAUAUGUAUGCCAAAGAUCUGAACUCAGGUUCUCAUGGCUGCACAACAGACACUCUACCAGCAGCCAUCUCCCCAGCCCCUGCAUCAUUUUUUUUUUUUGAGACGGUUUCUCUGUGUAGCUUUGGAGCCUGUCCUGGAACUCACUCUGUAGACCAGGCUGGCCUCGAACUCACAGAGAUCCACCUGCCUCUGCCUCCAAGUGCUGGCAUUAAAGGUGUGCGCCAGCACCACCUGGCUUGCAUCAUUUCUUAAACUAGUUCUCUGAGGAUCUGUCCAAUGCAAACGUAGUGUUUUGUCUGCCUCAUUAUCCUCCUGUCUCAGCCUCCAUAGUGCUGAAAUUAUCACCAUGGACCAACAGCAGGGCUGAGCAACAGUUCCGAUUUGGUUGGACUACUUUUUAGUAUUUAAACCUUUAAGGUAUGAUGAUUCACUUCUGUUCUUGUGUCUGCUCCACGCAUAAGUCUGUAAAUGGAAUUUGCAUUCUCCAUGUUGCUCUCGACAGGGCUCUGUAUGUCACCAUAUUUACUUGUCCCGUUGAACAUUAGAACCAUUAAAAAUGCUAAGCAUGUUCA